AGAAGGAUAAUUACAGUGAAUGGGAUCGAAUUUGACCCGAGUAGCACAAUCUCCAAAAUCCACCAUGUGCUCUAAAAAUCGUGAAAAAUCACAGAUGUAUAGAGGAUUAUGCAACGACUUAGUGCUGUAUUAGACGGUGUCUCAUUUUCAUUAAGUAUGCGGGCAGAGAGUAAAUUCAUCUGAUUUCUGACAUUUAUAAAACAAGAAAAUUUUUUCGACAACGUGAAACAUACAUUCCACCGCGCAGACUAGUGAAAUGUAAAAGGAACGAAGAAGAGAGUUUGGUGCGAAUACUCUGUGAGAGAUACUGGUGUCGCGAUGUCGUCGAGUGGUGAAUUUUCGACGUUGUCGAGCGGCGAGGCCACCGGAACUGGCGAGGACUCGUUGCCGAGCUCGAGAGAAGCGACCGCCGAGGCCGCGGGUUCCGGCGGUGGUUUCGUGCCACUGCGCGAGUUCCUGGACAGAUUCUCACUGCCAAGGGUGGUCAGGGUCGAAGGUGCCGGUGGAAGGCCGAUACUGCUGUACAAGCAACAGCAGAGAUCGCUCCGAGUCACGGCUACGCUGCUGAUGCAUCGUUACCGUCACGAUGUCAAAGUGGGACCGGAAAUAGUCAUCCCGGAAGGCUAUCCUGGAAAAGAAAAAGAAGGCAAAAAGAAGACGAGAGCAAUGGCCAAUCCGCAAGGUGAAGGAAAUGAAGAUUUCCCUGAUCUAAAUUUUGAGUUGCCGUUGCCGGAUUUGCAACAGCAGCAGCAGCAGCAGGAUCCGCAACAGGAACCAAUCAUGCAACCAAUGUAUAUGCAAAUAAUUCAACAAUUGCAGCUGCAACAGCGGCAACAGCGCCAACGGUUGCAACAAUUAGAGCGGCGGGUGGAGCUGCUCCAAAAUAUGUUGCAUAUGUUGCAGAAUGCGGCGAGAUAA
This is a messenger RNA of Temnothorax curvispinosus, 918 nucleotides long. RefSeq lists its product as uncharacterized. Lineage: Eukaryota; Metazoa; Arthropoda; Insecta; Hymenoptera; Formicidae. The coding region runs from base 319 to 918 and encodes 199 amino acids. The transcript has 3 exons. The record is from RefSeq and is a predicted model, not a curated record.